Vigna unguiculata (cowpea) is the source of this 372-nucleotide messenger RNA. RefSeq lists its product as uncharacterized. NCBI's taxonomy places the organism in Eukaryota, Viridiplantae, Streptophyta, Magnoliopsida, Fabales, Fabaceae. The record is from RefSeq and is a predicted model, not a curated record.
AUGGCUAAAGAAGAAGCAUCGACGACCUUAACCAGUGAAAGCUACCUCUACCUUCAUCCUGUCGAAAGCCCAGCCGUGGCUUUUGUUUCUCCUGUUCUUGACUCUACAAAUUACCACUCUUGGAGCAAAUCAAUGCUCACCGCCUUGAGUGCAAAGAACAAAUCCCAGUUUGUCAAUGGUUCGGCCAAGACACCAGAGAAGGAAAAUUCUUUGUUCAACGCAUGGCAACGAUGCAAUGAUAUGGUUGUGUCGUGGAUCAUUCAUUCAGUGUCUUCUAACAUUAGGCAAAACAUCUUUUGGAUGGAAAAUGCAGAAGACAUCUGGAAUGAUUUGAAGGCAAGAUUCUUCCAGGGAGACAUGUUGCGCAUAUAA